AUUUUAACCGUCCAGUUUAUUGACCAGUGUAACACGUAACGUAUUGUUUUUUUUAGGUCUUAAAUCUUAAAAAUAAAAUGGCUCAAGAACAGGAAAUGCCUUCAUUCAAAUGCGUUUUGGUCGGAGACGGUGGCACUGGCAAAACCACGUUCGUAAAACGUCACUUGACCGGUGAAUUCGAGAAGAAGUACGUGGCCACACUGGGUGUUGAAGUGCACCCGCUGGUGUUUCACACCAACAGGGGGGCUAUUAGGUUCAACGUGUGGGACACCGCGGGCCAAGAGAAGUUCGGUGGCCUGCGAGACGGCUACUACAUUCAGGGACAGUGUGCCAUAAUCAUGUUCGAUGUCACAUCUCGUGUCACCUACAAGAAUGUGCCCAACUGGCACAGGGAUCUCGUGAGGGUUUGCGAAAACAUCCCAAUCGUGCUGUGCGGCAAUAAAGUCGACAUAAAAGAUAGAAAAGUCAAAGCCAAAAGCAUCGUUUUCCACAGAAAGAAGAAUCUACAGUACUAUGACAUCUCUGCCAAGUCGAAUUACAACUUUGAAAAGCCGUUCUUGUGGUUGGCUAGAAAACUGAUUGGCGACCCCAACUUGGAGUUGGUUGCCGCCCCUGCUUUGGUGCCCCCAGAAGUGCAAAUGGACCCCCAUUGGCAGCAACAAAUUGAAAAGGAUCUCAAAGAGGCGCAAGAAACGGCUCUGCCGGAAGAUGAUGAAGAUUUGUAAUUCCCCAAACCAGUUAAUGCAUUUAUUUAUUGAAAAAAAAGUGAAUAGACAUUUUAAGAUUUAACCACUGACUUACUAAUAAUUUAUGUUUAUGUUAAAUUAAAUUAAACAAAGAUGCCUGCCUGGGCAACGAUAUUUUUUUAUAUAUAUUUGUUUUUUCAAAUUGUUAAAUAUGCUAAAUGCUCCACAUUAAAAAAGAGCGCAGUAUGAAUGUA
Molecule: messenger RNA, 940 nt
Organism: Brassicogethes aeneus
Lineage: Eukaryota; Metazoa; Arthropoda; Insecta; Coleoptera; Nitidulidae
Source: the annotation of a GenBank genome assembly